Messenger RNA from Notothenia coriiceps (black rockcod), 1610 nucleotides. Its product is annotated as nucleoporin NDC1-like. The record is from RefSeq and is a predicted model, not a curated record. NCBI's taxonomy places the organism in Eukaryota, Metazoa, Chordata, Actinopteri, Perciformes, Nototheniidae. The transcript has 4 exons. Gene Ontology annotation, cellular component: nuclear pore transmembrane ring. Gene Ontology annotation, biological process: nuclear pore organization. Gene Ontology annotation, molecular function: protein-macromolecule adaptor activity. The coding region runs from base 518 to 760 and encodes 80 amino acids.
ACAUCACUAAUUGAUCACUGUGUUUGGAUGUAGUUGUGCACACAUUACUAAUGUAGCUCUUUUCCACCCCCCUAGCUGUUACAAUGAGCCUUACUAAUGACUUUAAAAGCUUGAUUCCAGCAUGCGUUUCUUGCAACUUUUGUUUGCACCAAUCGAAUGUUGUAACGUUGGAGCACGAUGUCCUUAUUGUAGAACUAGAAACUAGUUUGGUUAGUCUGCGUGUCUUUCUGAGUGGUAUGUAUUUUCCUUUGAACAUGCAUGCAUUUUGUAGUAUCACUAAACCCAACUUCCUGAUUCAUCAGUCUACUGUAGCUAUGCUUCCGUCUGAAUCGUUAGAAAACUCUGUGCUAGUUAACGUUUUCUCUUGCAGCUUCCAGAAGCCUCCAGUCAGGCUCUGUUUGCAGACAGCCAGGCUCACAUCUGGGCUUUAGAAGGGCUGACGUACCUUGUUCAAGCCUCCUUCUCAGAAGACCAGUUUGGGGUCGUACAGACUGCAUUACCCAGCAUUCUCGGGUGUAUGCUCGUCUUACAAGAGGCAGUAGAUCGGCACUUCAAGCUGCCUCACGCCUCCAGUAAGCCCGUCCGGUCGGCCAGCAGCCUGGGAGACUCCACUCACAAAACACUGCGCUUUGCCCUCAGAGCCACUCUCAAGACUGCCAUCUACAGGAUAACUACUACUUUUGGAAGUCACUUAAGUGCUAUUCAGAUGUCUGCAGAGCACCGGAAAAGAUUGCAGCAGUUCCUGGAAAACAAGGAGUAGAACACCCGACACUCGGCUCGUGUGCCUGCAGAUUCUUAUCAGCUUGUGUGUGCACUAGCAUGAGUGAGGCCAAUACUGAAAGCCCAUGAUAGUGCCUCCUUUUUUUAUAUUUAUGUGUGCAAGAUGUCAUGGUGGAAUGAAUUUGAUAGUUAUAUCACAUCCUCCAUGUGUGAGGCUUCCUGCUACACUGACAGACUGAAACAGGAUAGAAGCCCAGCUGUUCUUCCUCUUUAGGAGAUUUAAACUAGCUCACAAAAACAACUUACUCCAAAAAUAUUUGUUUCAUUUGUAUUACGAGAUAAUGAUAUUUGACUUGACUCAUUCAUUUGGAAAAGUUGUGAAGGGCUUUGUUUCACAUGAUGUGCUUUUUGGUACCGCACUUCAUAAGCUGUCUUAUGGAAUUAUGAUAUCCUUCUGGUUUCAAAACAUUAUCAUUUGGUGUGAGUGAGAGAGUAGUUGGCGUGUCAGUGAUGAGAAAGAAGCUGUGUUGCUCUCUCGAUCUGAAAUGUGUUCUGGAAAUAUAUAUUUUUUUAAAGAUCUGGUUUUGUUCUAAACUCCAGCCUGGAGAACUCGUUUGCUGUCCACCUCAGUUCAGGUUCUCUAACUAGAAAAUACACCAUCAGAUGUACAGAUCAGACACCCGUUUGUCUGUUAACUAUUUAGUUUGUCAGCUUUUGCUCAUGAGAAAUGCGGCUGUCUGUCAUGUCAGAUAAAGGAUGGAGAUUUGGUGUGACUGGUAAAAGUGUGGGCAAAAUGAUUUGAUUGUAAAUGCGUAUUGAGUUUGAUAUCCGCUCAGAGACCUUUUGAAUAAAAACAUUAUGUAAAUAUCCAUUUCCAUGUUGUCAUUUCU